AUGGGGAAGGGUUUCGUCAAUGUUUUCGCCAUGCCACCCCUCCGUAAGCUGGGUUCAUCGAUGUCUAACACAAUUCGGGGCGCUGGCAGGCCGCUCGACGCGGGACGCCGUGGUCGUGGUCGACGAGAUCCUUCGACGAUUUCAUUCGUGAAGUUCGUAGACGAUUUGAUCGCGAUGACGGUGACGGACAGCUUCGAGGGUAUCUCCGAGUUUUUGUUUUUCCUCCAGGCCGAAAUUGAAAAGCGGGGCCUGCGUCCCAACAUCCCCAAAACGGAGCUCAUGGUUGGAAUCGCCGGCCAGGGGUGCAAAAAACUACGGAGACAAGUCAAGAGUAAGCAAACAGGGGUGCAUAUGAAAAGCCGCGACGGUGCUCGAUUCGAUGUUCACGCACUUCCUCAUGUCAAGUACUUGGGGGUCCGGCUCUCGGUGCAAGGAGCCAUGCGGGAAGAAGUUGCGGCCCGGCUGCAAACCGCAAGUCUCGUUCACGGGCGUCUCUCGCAACGCAUCUUCCGUGACAGUACGAGCACGAGAUUGCGGGUAAGGUUGUGGUGCUCUCUAGUGCGCUCCAUUGCAUUAUAUGCUCUGGAAGUGGCCAUCUUGACCCAAACAGAGGCCACCAGACUGGAGCGGUGGCAGAAAAGGCGGUUGCGACGCAUGCUCCAGCCCCCCGCGCAUCUCUAUCGCGUUCCCAACGAGGGGAUCAGACGGAAAGUGCAAUUACAUAGUGUGCAGUCCACGCUGUUGUUUCGCAGGCUAAAAUGGCGGCAGCAGGUGAUCAAGCCAGGUCUCGAAGAUGAUCCUCCAGAGUACGACCCCAGCAAAGCCGUGCGCGCAGUGGUAUUCGGUCGUCUUUCCUUCGAGUCCCCCCACAAGCUCGUGGCUACUGCCCGCCUUAAGUUGUUGCUUGAAGAUCUCCGGCUUUUCUGGCAGGCUGCGAGCGCCGAGUUCGCGCUGGAGCCCCGUCUUCUGGAGAACCGGCGCUCUCUCGUGAAUGGCUUCAAUGGCUAG
Prorocentrum cordatum is the source of this 1008-nucleotide messenger RNA. NCBI's taxonomy places the organism in Eukaryota, Dinophyceae, Prorocentrales, Prorocentraceae. The record is from the annotation of a GenBank genome assembly.